Messenger RNA from Suricata suricatta (meerkat), 882 nucleotides. RefSeq names its product regulator of G protein signaling 13 (gene RGS13). The coding region runs from base 212 to 691 and encodes 159 amino acids. The record is from RefSeq and is a predicted model, not a curated record. Lineage: Eukaryota; Metazoa; Chordata; Mammalia; Carnivora; Herpestidae. The transcript has 7 exons.
AAAGACAGUAAAGUUAGUUUAUGACCGGAAAAAUAUAAUGCUGGCUUUCUCAUGGAGCUUCAGAACCCGAUUUCAAAAGGAUCAUACAGAUAGGAAAUAAAAUUUAGCAUGGUGGACUGCUCUACAGGAUAUACAUGUCAAUGGAAUUUUUGCACAUGUCGUACUACUAACAUGAGAAAAAAAUGAUUAUUGUUGAUUUGAAGCUUGAAAAAUGAGCAGGCAGAGUUGUUGGAUUUGCAAGAUGUGCAAAGAUGAAUCUAAGAGGCUCCCAUCAAACAUUACUUUGGAGGAAGUGUUACAGUGGGCCCAGUCUUUUGAAAAGCUGAUGGCUACAAAAUAUGGUCCAGUAGUCUAUGCAGCAUACUUAAAAAUGGAGCACAGUGACGAGAAUAUUAAAUUCUGGAUGGCAUGUGAAACCUAUAAGAAAAUUGCCUCGCGGUGGAGCAGAAUUUCUAGGGCAAAAAAGCUUUAUAAGAUUUACAUCCAGCCACAGUCCCCUAGAGAGAUUAACAUUGACAGUUCAACAAGAGAGACUAUCAUCAGGAAUAUUCAAGAACCCACUGAAACGUGUUUUGAAGAGGCUCAAAAGAUAGUGUAUAUGCACAUGGAAAGGGACUCCUAUCCCAGGUUUCUAAAGUCAGAAAUGUACCAGAAACUUCUGAAGACUAUUCAGCCCAACAACAAUUCCUAACUACUGUUCAAAAGUUUAAAUUGAAGAAGAUCUACAUUUUCAAACUCUGGAGAUAUACAAGAUAAGCCUUCAUUGUAUCUGCAUAAAAAUAAAACCUUAUCUUCUCCAAAGAAGAUAGUGACAGAGAUUUGUACAAUUCAGAUUCAAACAUCUUGGCAGAGAUGAACACUUUCCUAUUUAUAAUUCAUCAG